Messenger RNA from Bactrocera tryoni, 442 nucleotides. RefSeq lists its product as uncharacterized. The transcript has 2 exons. The coding region runs from base 14 to 322 and encodes 102 amino acids. Lineage: Eukaryota; Metazoa; Arthropoda; Insecta; Diptera; Tephritidae. The record is from RefSeq and is a predicted model, not a curated record.
GUCAGUGUGCCGCAUGACCGGCGAAGUGAUUGACAAAGAGCUGGAUGACGUCGCUAGCACUUUUCCGAUGGAGUCGCAAGCAACUGUUGCGGAAGUGGAAGAUAGACUACAAAGCCAAGCCUAUGCCCAAACAGUGACUGCAUUCCUCCACAAACUUAAAGGCGCCAGUGAUAAUGUGGCUGACGUAAUACCUAAGGUUUUCUCAGAUGAGCUCUUGGAAGGUUAUAAUUGGGAUGGCAGGUGGAGCAAGAAAUCCCUAUGCAAGUUGGCACUGGUUUAUACCAUUUUAAGAAGUACAUACAUAUUCAUAAUUGCAACUUAAUGUUUACUUAAAAUGUUUACUAAUAUAUAUUUUUGUUUUAAUUUAGACGUGUUUCAACAACAAGGGUGUAGGAGUUUCGAGCAAAAUAUAAAGCGGUCAAUACUGCUCAGCCAUCACAGG